AUGAGAAAAAAUCGAUGUGUUCAUUGUCAUUCGAGUAAUGUAUGUCAUAGUCAUGAAAAGUAUCGAUUGGUUACAAAGUAAGUAAUUUUUUUUGGAAUUUGGGAAUUUUUUGCCAAUCUUUGGCCAGAUCUUGGUUUUGUAGACUACAAAUUUCUAGAUCUCGCUUUGAGGCACACUUUUGGAAUUUUUUCUGAAAAUUUUGUUUUCGAAAAACAAUUUUUUUUCAAAAUGUGUUUUAUUGCAGCAUUGCUGAAUCAAAAAAGUCAAUAAUUUAUGCCUGUGUAUUAAAAAAAAAUUUUAAAUUGUUUUCUUGAGUUGGGAAAAAUCCGAAACUCUAAACCUUUUUCUGCAUACGCUGAAAAUUUUCAGAGACAAACUUCACAAAACCCUUUGGCUCAACGACUAUGUUGUCAAUCAUUAUCGACCGCCCAAAAUGACCAAGAAAAUGUGUGCGAAAAGGUGAGACUUUCAAUAAUGAUCCUAAAAUUUCCAGCCAUGGAAGCUUAAAAAAAUCAUGUGCUGAAUUGUUUCCGAAUUUUCUGACAAUCAAAAAACUUUGAAACCGAAGCUCUCAGGCCUAAAAACCUUUCCAGGGAGGAUCAUAGAGAACUAAUCAAAAUGUUUUACAGCAUAUUCCACAUCAACAACGAAACCAUAAACAUCUGGUCUCACUUAAUUGGUUUCAUUUAUUUCACCUAUCAACAAUACGAUAUAAACUAUCGAUUAAUUCCAAGUCUUGGUUCUCACAAAUCCGAUCAUCUCGUUUACUCAUUAUCCCUACUUGGAAUGCAAAUUUGUAUGCUUUUCUCAGCCAGUUAUCACACUUUCGGAUGCAGUAGUAUACAAAUGCGCCAACAAUGGUUGAAGAUGGAUAUUUUUGGAAUUUCCGCCGGACUUUUGGGCAUGUAUUUGGUGGGCAUUUAUACGGCAUUUUUCUGUUUCAAUGAAUAUAUGACGACGUAUAUUUAUGCGUGGUUUGCUAUUUUUAUGGUGACUGCAUAUGUGCCAACGAGACAGGAUUUUUUCGAGAAAAAAGUUGUUGGUAAGUUUGAAUUUCAUAGUUUUUUUAAAUAUCGGAUUUGAGAAAUCAGGCCAGUUGAGGAUUCAAAAAAAAAACAUUUUCCAGGCAGUCGGAUUGGUCUUCUUCACAUAAUUUAUUGUAUAAUCAUUAGUUUCGGUGUUUUACCUUCUAUUCAUUGGGUUAUUUUACACGGUGGAUUCGAAAAUGGACAUGUUAUGGUGAGUUUUUGGGAACCUUAAAAAGUUAUUGAAGAAUUCACCUUUUUACGUUUUUCAGGGGUUUUUCUGAAUUUGAAACAUGUUUUUCUUUUACAAAAACGUUGCUUGUGCUAACUUUUGAAAAAUCACAUGUUUGAAAUCUAUUUUUAAAAAUAGUUUUGCUCAUAUUAGAAAAAAUUAGAGUAAAAUUUUCUCACAGCCAGAAUAUUUCCAGGUUUAAGGUCCCAAAACGAAUAUCACAAAACCCUUAUUUCUUUCAGAAAUGGUUCCCCAACAUAAUAAUCCUCUACGGUCUCAUCGCAACCGCUUUCAUUUUCUACGUCACAAUGAUACCUGAAAGACUGUGCCCCGGUAAAUUCGAUGUAGUUGGUUGUUCACAUCAAUGGUGGCACAUGUUCAUUUUAGCUGCAAUGGUUUAUUGGCAAAGGACUGGAAAUGAUUUAUUAGCUGAAUAUCGAUUAAUUGAUAAUAGUUGUCAUAUUAGUAUUGGCUCAAAUUUCACAUUAUCUUUAUGA
Molecule: messenger RNA, 1754 nt
Organism: Caenorhabditis angaria
Lineage: Eukaryota; Metazoa; Nematoda; Chromadorea; Rhabditida; Rhabditidae
Source: the annotation of a GenBank genome assembly